Halichondria panicea is the source of this 2036-nucleotide messenger RNA. Its product is annotated as forkhead box protein K1-like. Bases 99 to 1694 code for a protein of 531 amino acids. Gene Ontology annotation, biological process: regulation of transcription by RNA polymerase II. The record is from RefSeq and is a predicted model, not a curated record. Gene Ontology annotation, molecular function: protein binding; DNA-binding transcription factor activity, RNA polymerase II-specific; RNA polymerase II cis-regulatory region sequence-specific DNA binding. The transcript is spliced from 6 exons. Lineage: Eukaryota; Metazoa; Porifera; Demospongiae; Suberitida; Halichondriidae.
UGUGCUCAUUUCUGCUUGUAAACAAAGCAGCGCUAGCAGCUAGAGGUCAAAGAAAGGUGGUUGAUAAAGAUCCCUACUCUUGACAGACGUACCUCGCCAUGGAUCACGGAGCUUUUGCAAGACUGGAGGGGAGGAACUUUGAGUUCCGCAUUAUUAAAAAGCGUACUGUGAUCGGUAGAAAUAGCAAGCUUGGAGAUGUGGACGUAAACAUGGGGACAAGUCGCUUUAUCAGCAGACGACAUUUGGAGAUUGUCAUGGACAGAAAUUCAUUCUAUAUUUUGUGUCGGGGGAAAAAUGGAAUUUUUGUGGACGAUACAUUUCAGAGGAGAGAAAACAGAAGAUUACAGAUUCCAAAUUCGUGUAUCAUUCGGUUCCCCUCUACACAAAUCAAGCUGGCAUUCACAUCCCUAGUGGAGGACCUGCCCCCUCAGCUGAUGAGAAGCCCUGCCCUUCCCCUCAGAGCUGACCUACCUCUAUCAUCUCCCUUUGUAUCACCGAUGCCAUCUCCCACUGGCACUAUUAGUGCUGUCAACUCGUGCCCAGUGAGUCCUAACUCCGGCUAUCGCCAUAGGGUCCCCAGUUUUGACUUCAAGGCCAUGGCCAAGUAUGCCUCCACACUCCUCUCCUCCCAAGAGCAGGCUGGGUCUGACAACGAGAGUGUCUCUGAGGCCCCUCCCACUGUCUCAGAGGAGACCCCGAUAUCUAAGGUCACGCCUCCUGCUGAGGAUGACGAGGAGGCCCCUGGUAACGAGGAAGAGGACAACACAGUAAAGCCACCUUACUCUUAUGCCCAGCUCAUCGUACAGGCACUCCUGGCCAGUGCUGAUCACAGGCAAACUCUCAGUGGAAUAUAUUCAUUCAUAUCAGACAAGUACCCUUAUUAUAAGAUUGACGAGAAAGGCUGGAAGAACUCUAUCCGUCACAACCUCUCUCUCAACCAGUACUUCAUGAAGGCACCUCGUGAGAAGGAGGGGCUGGGGUUUGGUAAGGGUGGUUACUGGUGCAUGCAUCCAGAGUACAAGGAGAAGCUCUCCUCGCAGGCCUAUGUCAAACGCAAGAAGAAGGGAAUUCCUGUUUUCCCCUCAGCUGGACUCAUGACAAGGAGUGCCCCAACCUCCCCCACUCACCACCAUCCCAUGAUGCACUCGGAAUUUACAUUUAAAGACAUGGAGUCGAAAUUUCGAAUGGCUGGACCUCCAACGACCUCUCACUUUACGUUGCCUCCAUUCUUCUCUCAGCUCCCUGGGGGGUCAAGCUCCGCCCACUCCCUCCCGGCAAACCCCUCGCGCUCGUCCGGAUUCACUGCCACACCCAUCAAAUAUUUCCCCGUUCCUAUGAAGGCUGCAGACGACAUGGCAAUAUUGAAAAAGCACAAAUAUGAGACUAUACAGGAGGAACAAGACGUAGCCCCUCCCCCUGUGAAAAGAGUUCGAAUUGACGAACAUUCGCUACACCACGAGAAUAAGUCAGAGCAGCAAAGAAUGAUGUCGGCGCUUCCCCAUUUACCCCCUGGCCAUCAGCAUAACCUCCAGUUCCUGUCCAUCCCUAUGAUGGGGGGUGGGGGUAUGGGACCUUCCAGGACACAGGGGAUGCUUGCUCAACCACUGUCGUCAUUCCUGCCACAAAAUUUCUUCACACAAGCUGCAGCGGCCAAUCAGAAUGCUCGAGAUGGUAACCACGGCAAUGAGAGUUGAACUGUGUGUUAGGAAGCAUUGUUAAUAGAAGUCAAUUUUUUCUACGUAUAUUGAGUUCAAAAAGCUCGAUUUCCUUAGGAGUUAAUAUCGUUAUGCUGUACUUCUAGUUUUUACACUUAUUAGUUAUCUCAGCACUUUCAAUACCACCUGUCUCCACCCUGUUCUGUCCAUCACCCACCACCCGUUAUUCCCCGACUAUUUCCGUGUCUGUUUCUCAUCCCAUCCAGGACAGUAAACUAUCACGUACAUUGAGUGUGUGUCUGCCUGAUGUGUAUAGCUAUGCUUAAUUAUGGAUACAUUUUUGUGUGUGCUGUGCACUGACUGGAAAUGGUCGUCAAAAUA